UUAACCCAAAUCAUUAAAAAAAAAAGAACAAGCUAACCUGUCGCUAAAUUUGCUUGAUUUCCAUCCACCAUCUCAUCAUCAUCGUCAUCCAGCUCCAUUAUCUCUCUAACUGGUGGAUUGCUACGAUUUCGGUUUGCCAGAAAGUUGUCCGCGUAAGCCAUCUCUAAUGAAACUCGGUGGAAAAGGAGCAUCCCUUCCUCUGGAAAGAUGGCAUUCAUAACCCGUUCAGAUUGGGCUGCACGAUCACCAAUAACAAGAUCUGUACUAUCAAUUUCAAACUUUGUUCAAGGUCACCAAAGUCCACCGCAAACUUAAAAAAACAAAAAAAAACACUUAUUUGCUUACAAACUCACUCUCAUACGCGGUUCUUCAAUCUCCAUUGAUCUUCAAACUUGAAGCUUCAUGUACCAAUUCAAGCAGACUCUUCUCGAUCGCCAACCUCUCACAAGCUUCAGUCUCCCUCAACACUCAGAUGGAACGCACCCACGUCCUCGGCGUAGCUCUAACCCGAAGAACUUGUCUCCAUUCACUAAGGAUUACGGAAAAGCGAGCACGAUAUUACCCAACUAGAAUGGUGAUUUCGAUAGGAGUUGGAUCAGUUGGAAUGAAUGGAACACCAGAGAGCUACUCAUCAUAACUCCGAUUUCUAAUCAGAAAAAUGACAAUCCGAUUAAACCUAAUCGGAAACUUUAUUUAAUCAACUCAAUAUGAGUUCAGCAAAAAAAAACGAUUCGAUUUGAGUUGAAAACACAACAAAAUCGAUCAUAUAUAUGACCGAAUAUUUACAAAACAAAAAAAAUCUCUUCUCCUCUAGAAAAUUCCACUCCUGCAAAAAAUAAGGAUGAGAGAACAUGAGAUAAUUUUCUCUUUCUAAAAGAGGAGAGAGAAAUUUUUAGAUUUUUAUGAUUUUUUAUAUUUUCCUUUUAGCUUCUGACCUAUUAUAACCGGUUGUAUCGUGAAUAUCCUUUUGUGAAGAGAAGGACAAUUUUGUCAUUUCCUCUAUGUUGGAUCAUUUCGAAAGCCCACAGUUUUUGUUUCAUAGGCAUUUUCCUAAUUUGUUACUUCUUACAGGAUAUUGGCCCAAUUCACCCAAAAAAAAAAGUUAAAUAUAUUGAAUAAAACCUUAAGGAUGUGUAUAUUGCAGAUCUGUGAUACAUAUUUUCCAGUCUCAGAAAUGGUUACUAACAUCUUUUAAUGAAUUAAUAGUAUAACACAUAAUGUAUCUUCAAACCGUUAUAUAAUUAUAUAUAACACUUAAUUUUAAUAUAUCAAAUUACAAAUGUGUUUCAUUAUGCUUUUAUACACAAAAUAGUGAAAAUGUAAUAAUGAAAUAUAUACUAAAAUAAAAAAAUAUUUUAGGACCAAUGCAUUUUUGUUUUAAGAUGAAAAAAAUAAUAAUUCUACACAAUAAAAGAAUAAGCUUUAUUCAAAAAAAAGAAUAAGCUAACAGAAAACAAAUUCAAUUAAAAUAUACACCAAAUUUAAAACAUACCAAAACACCAUAUUGGUUAAUUACUCUUACAAUUAAAAAUUAACGACAUACAAUUUCUUAGUCACGGUCGUGAAAAUAUUUCUAACAAAAAUACGAUUCUAAAAUAAUGAAUAACCUAAUUGUAAACAAUACAAAAAAAUUGUAAAAACCUUAAAAUAAUUUUCAACAAUAUAAAAAAUAAUUUUAAAAUAACAAUGUAUUGUACAAAACAAAUAUUCGGUGCAAACUACAAAAAUUAUGAUAAACUAACAAAAUAUUAUAAAACAGAAAAUAAAUUAAUUUUAAAAUAAUUUUAAAAAGUAAUUUAGAAACCAAAUAUUUUAAAUAUAAUAAAUAAAACUAACUAUUAAAAUAAUUGAAAAUUCUAUUUAUAUAUCAAUGAAAUUGUAAUUCAUUUCUUUUAGUAUUAAGAUAAAUAUACUGUAAUAAAAAUAACAAAAUAUACGUUGUGAAAUUUAAGAUUAAUUUAAAUUAAAAUAAAUAAAAUAUUUUGAAAUAUUUACUAGAACUGAUGAUAAAUUUAUGCAAUUCUUUCAUAUACUAACCCGCCCGUAGGGCGGACCGACCCUAGUAACAAUUAUAAAAAUGUAAAAAUCAAUACUAACAGAGAUCCACGGAUCAAUCUCUAAUAGUUAUUAAAGAAUAUAAUAUAAUAAGUCUAGUAGGUCAUCGCUUGACCCUACUCAGAUGGAAAAAGCAAAUAUUUUGGUGGAGAUAAAGUUGGAUACGCCUUUCCAGAAAAGAGUAGCUGGCUGUCAAGGAGAAUUGUGGAACAGUGACAAUGGUUGAUGUGAUCUAUUGGUGGCUUCCUUCUAAAUAUAAUAACUGUGGUCAACACUAUUUCUUUUUUAUUUAACUAUAGUGUCGGACGACCGAGGUCAGCUAAACCUAGAUAAAAAACUGUAUCCAAAGAUCUAAACCGGAAACAAACCAAAAUACCUGAAAUUGAAAUCGGAGUGAAACCCUUAAAUACCUAAAUUGCUUAUAUAUUUCAAUAUUUGAAAUAACCGAACUAGAACCGAUAAACUAAAACCGAACCGAAAAAUUGAACGGGUAUACAAAUAUAUAAAAUAUUAAUUAUACAUAUAAAACAUAACUAAAUAUAUAUAUUUUAAAUUUAUUAGUCUAUUAAAUUAUCUAAAAAUAUUUUAAAAACUAAAUUAUUAUAAAAUAUCCGAACUAUCUAAAAGUAUCCAAAAAUAUCCAGAUUUUGUUGUGGAGUAAUAUACUAGUUGAAUAAAAUAUUCUAUCAUUUUUAUUACUAAUUGUAUAAUAAAUUAUAAAAGUUAUAUUGUAUAAAGUGUUUAGUGAAUUUUUAAAAAAAAUUAUAACAUUGGUAUGAUAUACUUUACGGUCUAUGUUACUAACUUUUCUUUGGUCCAUCUCCAUCUAUGUCAUGUUUUUUCUUUUUGUAAAAUUCCAGCAAUGUCGUAUUUUGUCUUAAACUCUCACGACAAGAAUGCCCUCGUCGCAUUUUAUCUCGAAUCUUGUGAUUUGUUCCCUCUUUCGCAAUUGCUACACAUGUUCCUUGAUUUUCCAUGUGAACUCACUGGUUUGGAUUCCCCCAAUAAUGAGCCAUCGUAAUGCAUUUGACGCUCAAAAAAUAUAUUAGUAAGAGAUACUUCACUGUCAUGCUUUUUAAAAGUACAUUUGCACCCAAAAGCAAAAUAAUAGAGUGGUAUACUAAAAAUAGCAAUGAAAGCAAACCAAAAUCAUUUGCCAGUUUUGGACAACUUCGCCUUUAGCUUUAAGUGAAGUAUCAUGUAGCAUGUGAUUGUUGUCUAUGUACAAUUAUUAUAUAGUCAUCUAAUCUAAUAUAUUAAAAUAGAAUUUAUGGUUUUAAAAUUUGGAUUUAGAAAUUAUUUUUUUUUAGUCAGCAACAUAACAAAUUUAUAUAGGCUCUGUAAACCAAACUGGUAGCUCCCCAUCCAUUUAAAAAUUGUUAAAACGCCAAUUUAAAAUAUUGAUAUUCAUAUAAAAUAAUAACAUGUUAUCAGCAGAAAUCAAGUUUAAAUAAAGAAAAAAUAAAAAAAUUGAAAGCUCUAUUUUGUAAAAUUUACAGAUUUUAUGUUUACAUAAUUCUCAUUCACUUAUAUAAUUAAUUUUUAUUUAAACACUUUCAUUACCUAAUCCACACGUUUCCUAAUUGCUUCUUAGUGUCUCCACUCUCCACCACUUAGAGAAACAUCAUUAGCUAGUAAAUUUAGUAAUAUUCUUAUGUAUCGUAUCAUUGGACUUGUAAUCCAAGUGAUGAAACAAGACUUGUUAUUAACCUUGAUGGAAGACGCGUCAUCAGUUACGACAUUAUCACUUGGCCCAUUAAACAUCUAAUACCAAACUAAUCAGUCUUCUGAUGACAUUAUCUCUAGACUAGUGGUUACUAUAUAUAUCUCUCUUUUGCGGCAUUUCUUGUCACUGCUAAUCACGGAAACAAAAAAGAUGGAUAAAAGAUGGAGUCUUCAAGGUAUGACUGCUCUUGUAACCGGUGGAGCCGCAGGAAUAGGGUAUGCCAUAGUAGAGGAGUUAGCUAGCUUUGGGGCCAAAGUCCAUGUAUGCGACAUAUCUGAAACUUUGCUCAAUCAAAGUUUAAGCGAAUGGGGAAAGAAAGGUUUUAAAGUGAGUGGCUCAGUCUGUGAUGUAACCUCACGUCCCGAGAGAGAAACUUUGAUACAAAAAGUCUCCUCGUUAUUUGAUGGAAAACUCAACAUUCUUGUGAACAAUGUGGGUGUACUUCGAGGAAAGCCAACAACAGAAUAUGGGGCAGAUGACUUUGCUUUCCAUAUCUCAACAAAUUUGGAAUCUGCUUACCAUUUUUGCCAGCUUUCGCACCUUCUCCUAAAGGCUUCAGGCUAUGGAAGCAUCGUUUUCAUCUCCUCUGUUUCAGGGGCUGUGUCGAUUAACGGUGCAUCCAUUUAUAGUCUAACGAAAGGAGCUCUGAAUCAGCUAGCUAGGAAUUUAGCAUGUGAAUGGGCAAAAGACGGCAUACGAGCCAACGCUGUUGCACCUAAUAUCAUCAAGACUCCUCAGGCUCAACCUUAUCUUGAGGACGUCAGCUUCAGGGAAGGACUGUUCGGUAGAACUCCACUUGGUCGAGCUGGAGAGCCUAAUGAGGUUGCAGCACUAGUGGUUUUCUUGUGUCUACCUGCAGCUUCAUAUAUAACAGGUCAAACCAUUUGCGCCGAUGGAGGCCUCACGGUUAACGGUUUCUCGUAUCAACCACAGGCUUGAAAAUUGUCUUGUCAUGUUUUGUGACUGUAAUAUUUUCUUUUGAAUAAAAAAACUCACGAUAUGAGGGUGUGCACGAACACAUAAGCGAAUUCACAAUUCCAUUCUGGAGAUUCUAAUCAGAUUUGAUUACACCAAUACAUUGCAGCAAUGUCUCUCUCAGAUAUCAAAAUGCUAUAUUGAAUCAUCUGUUUCUACUAAAACAAAAUAGAUUCUUAACUGAACAUAUAAUCAGGGGAAACAAAAUUUUGGAAUGAUCACGCUGAUUCUUUGGAAACACUUGGUCCUUUCAGUGUUUUUGCUUUGAAACAGAGAGGCAUAAUUCACAAGAUUCCAAUUUGCCUUUAUGUAGAUAAGCUUCUUUAUACUGAACAUUCAAUCCUAGUAACAUCUGAUCUCCAUACGAAGCUCUAAAUAUCAUACGAUAUUUAGUUGGGUAUAAGUUCGCACAUUUUGUUUUUGUUAUCUUAAAUGUUCCCUAUCAAGUAGUGUCUAUAUAUGUUAUGUCUGCUACUCACAGGGAAAAAAUGGUGACAGAUGGAGUCUUGAAGGUGUGAUUGCUCUUGAAACUGAUGGAGGGAGCCCUUAGACCAUCUCCAAUGGUUUAUUCUAUAAUAGAAUUGUGAUAUAUUCUAAUGAUAAUCUAUUUUAGAGUGAAAAAUAGAAUGAUGAAAAAAACAAAAACAACUUGCUCUGUAUAUAAGUGUUCAAAAAAUAAAACUUGCUCUAUAUAGUAAACCCAUUUUUUACUCUACUAUAGAGUGAAAAAUAGAGUGAAAAAUAGAGCAAGUUGAUUUCACUUGUUAAAUAAGCAAGUUGAUGUCAUUUGCAAGUUGUGAAAUAAGCAAGUUGAUUUCAUUUGUUAAUUUUAUGCUUUGAUGUUCUUUGUUAAAGACGAUGCCCUUAGAAGUCGUACCAUCUCGCUCGCCAUGAGAGUGUAAAUAAGAUUGUACUUCAAAUCUUUGUUCAUUGUUCCUUACUGAAAAACUCCUUUUGUUCAAAAUAAGUAAACAACAGAAUAUGUGGCAGCAAUUUUGCUUUCCAUAAAAGAAAAAAAAAUUGCUUUUCAUAUGUCAACAAACUUGGAAGCUGCUUUCCAUUUUCACCACUUCAAAUCCUCUCCUAAAGGCUUCAUGAUAUGGAAGCAUUAUCUUCAUUUCCUAUGUGGCGUGUCAGUUGACUUCAGGAUAUUGUAACCAAUGUACUAGUAGAUGCAGGGGAAAACGGCAAAUUCCACCAUAAACUUAGUUCUUCCAUUGUUUUCAUACACGAACUUUUGAGUCAAGCCUAAAACAUCCCCAACUAAUGAAAAUUUUAAAUUUCCAACACAAAAUAUUUCAAUGUGGUUAGUUCCUACAUAACCGGAACUAAUUUCGGUUUAAUUGUUGACCAUUGCUGACGUGUUUUGAUUAUUAUUGACAUGGGUUGCCACAUAUAACUGGUUAAUUUUGAUUUAAAGUCUAUGUCAGUAUCAGUGAAACUACGUCGUUUUAUUUUUAUUAAAACACAACAAAUUUGUGUUUGGGCUGGUUCGAACCAUCUACCAAGUUGAUGAUAUAAUUCAACUCAAUCAUUGAGCCUAGGCCUGGGCAUUUUACCCGAACUCGAUGAUCCGACUCGAAACCGAUCCGAAAAUCCUGAUACGAUCCGAAGCCAACCGAUCUUUUUAUCCUAUCAGGUCUUGUUAUGAAGGAUCCGAGGGUCUUAGACCUGAUCCGAACCGAACCCGAGACCCGAGUGGGAUACCCGAAAACUCAAAACUUCUAGUAUAUAUCAGGUAUAUAUGGGUGUUUCAGUUUAUUUUUGGUAUAAUGCGUAUUUAUUUAAGUUUCAAAUCUUAGUUUUUGGGUAUGGUUUUGGAUUUCAGAUAAAAAUUUAGAUUUUCAAAAGUAUACUUAGGAUAAUUAGAUAAAAUUUUAGAUAUUUUUCAUGUUCUUGGAUCAUAUUUUAGAUAAAAAAUUUCAUAUUUUUUGAGUUUUAAAAUAUUUUUAGGUAUUUUCUAUGUGUUUUAGGUAUUUUUUUGGGUUGGACCCGACAUAACCCGAACCGAACCCGAUCCGUAACCGAACCGAAUCCGAAUUGACAACCUCUAAUUGUCCUAUUGGAUCCAGCUAUCUAAGACCCGACCCGGACCCAAGAAGACCCAAACCGACACCGAACCGAAAAUUUCAAAUUACCCUAUCGGGUCCUAAACUCUUAGACCCAAAGGAUGCGGACCCGCAACGACCCAAUCCACCCGAGGACCCGAAUGCCCAGGCCUAACUGAGCCACUUGCAUCUUUUAUGAAUACGCAUCUUAGUACUUAACUAUACCGAGGUGAACCCAUUACUCUAUCUUCUUCGUCUCUUGAAAUUUUUAGACAGAUGUUCCAAUUGCGCGAGUCCAUAGUUACAUUGCUCCUGACACAGUCACGUAUUCAAACAUGAUUAAAUGCCACUGCAAAACGGGUAAGAUCGAAGAAGCACUUGAGAGGUUUAACAAGUUGAGGAAAAGCUAUGUUAUAAUCACAUAACUGGUGCACUCUCUAAGAAAGAAUUGUUUGAAGCAACCAUGGAAUUUAUUAAGCAACCAUGGAAUUUAUUAUGAAACUGUGUUAACAUCUGUCUUGGGUUGCAGAGGCAAAAGGAAGAUGAGAGAAAUGGGCUGAUUUUUAAUUUGAGUUAAGUAUUAUUAUGAUGUGUCGUAAGCAUUGAUUUCGUAUGUGGCUCACUGGUUAAUUUUUAUGAUGUGUCGUAAACAACAAGUUGCGUUUGGGCUGGCUCUAACCCCCCGGCCAAGUAAACGAAAAUAAUGACCUCAACCAGUGAGCUUCAAACAAUUCUUACGACACUUGUCGUAAGCAACUUGUCGUAAGCAUUGAUUUCGUAUCGGUGAAACUACAUUAUUUUUUUCAAUAUUAUUAAUAUUUUUACAAUUUUUUUGUUAAUUGAAUAAUUGUUGCUAUCAUGUUUAUCAUUGAAUUUUUGAAGUAAAACUUACUAUUAAAUAAAAUUUAAAAUUCUAUCUGGUCAUGAUUUAAAAAAAAAAGAAAUUUUUUUAAUUGUUUAGAAAAAAAAAAUUCUUUUAGAAAUUUCUUUUAUUUAAGAUUUUAGGAAAAUAAGAAGUUAUUUUCACAUAAUGGAAGAUUUUACUGACUCAUUCACAAUCUAAAUUUUUAAUUGACACAUAUCACAAUUAUAUCAGGUGAAAUAUUUGAAGUUACUUUUGGUUUAUAUUUUUAACACAAAAUUAUUAAAAAGUAAAGUUAGUUAAUCAAAAGAAAAAUAAGAUUACUUUUACGUUAUUAUUUUAUUUAGAUUUUUAAUAAGAAAAUUAAUUAUUUUAUUUCUUUUAGAUUUUUUACAACUAUUUUAUUUUAAACAGAAAAUUUCUUUUUAAUUAUUUAUAUAUUUUUUGUUAUACAUAUAAACACAUAUUUAUCAUAUUCACACAUACUCAUGUAUGACAAUAACAUCAAAAUUUAAAAUUAUUCUAGCAUCAUAAGAUGUAAUAAGAAUAAUAAAAAGUUGAGUUGUAUCAAGAAAUUAAAAGAAAAUACUCAGGUAAUACUUUUCAUGUAAAAGCUAUUGUGUUUUGUAAAAAUAAUAUGUGGAAGCUUAAACCUAAAUAUAGAUGUGAAAUAUUUGUAGCUAUUUUUUGUCAUAUUUUUUAACAUACAAUUAUCUAUUAAAAAGGAAAGUUAUUUAUUUAUAAGAAAAUAUUAAGAGUACUUUUACAAUUUUAUUUUAAUUCUGCCUUAAAAAAGUAAUAUUAUUUAUUUUAAAGUUAGUUUUUCUUCAUAUUUUUAUUAAAUAAUUAAUUGUACUUGUAAGAUUUUACAAUUCGUUUUUGUUUAACAUUUGUUUCUUAAAAAUUAAUGUUUAUCUUUUAUAAUUUUCUAUCUUUAGUAUCUUUUAAAACCAACAGUAUAAUGAAAAAUAAUAAUAACAAUAAUAAUAGUAAUAAUAAUAAGACUAUUAAAUAAUAUUUAUAAUUAAUUUUUAAGAAAAAUCGUUUUUAUUAUUUUAGUAUAUAUAUUUUUGAUUAUGAUAUAGUUUAAUACAUAUCACAUUUUUAAAUAUGGAACUAUUAUAUGUCACAAUCAUGUUAAUUAACAAUUUUCAAAGACCAAGCUCAAUAUAAUCUUUUGUAAUUAUAUUUCCAUUAAAAGUUUAGAAAGGAAAAUUUAUAUUAAAUAAAUUGUUUUCAAAUCUAUUAUUUAGGAUUUUGAA
Brassica rapa (field mustard) is the source of this 8928-nucleotide messenger RNA. RefSeq names its product tropinone reductase homolog At2g29310. NCBI's taxonomy places the organism in Eukaryota, Viridiplantae, Streptophyta, Magnoliopsida, Brassicales, Brassicaceae. Gene Ontology annotation, molecular function: oxidoreductase activity. The record is from RefSeq and is a predicted model, not a curated record.